AUGAACACAGAUAGCGGUGGGUGUGCUCACAAACGUGCUGCAAUGUCUGUCACAUUAACAGCUGUGAAGAGAGUUCAGAGUUCUCCAAACCUGUUGGCCUCAGGGUCUGAUUCUCAAUCACCAGAUUCAGCUUGGAGAUCUUACAAUGAUGGGAGUAGAGAGACACUGAAUGGAGAUGCCUGCAGUUCAUCCCUUACAGCAAAAGGUUUCAGGAGCGUGCGGCCAAAUCUGCAGGAUAAAAAAUCACCAACUCAGGCUCAGAUCACAGUGAAUGGGAACUCUGGCACUGCUGCCAGCCCAGUGAGUCACUUUCAAAGGCCUUUUUCCCCUUCUUCAGCUUACCCUCCACCAGCUUCGCUCAAUUCCAACAUUGUUGUCAUGCAGCAUGGCAGGACGAUGGAGUCCACAGAGACAUACUCACAGCAUGUUCAGACUGUUGGCAGCACCACCACCAGCACUACAAUACCAAUCUGUAGAUCCUCAGAAGAGGAAAAAAGAAUUACAGUCAUUAAAGCUCCACAUUAUGCAGGGAUUGGCCCGGUAGAUGAAUCUGGAAUCCCUACAGCAAUUAGAACGACAGUUGACAGGCCAAAGGAUUGGUACAAGACAAUGUUCAAGCAAAUCCACAUGGUUCAUAGGCCUGAUGACGACACAGACAUGUAUAAUACUGCAUAUGCAUACAGUGCUGGUAGCUACAGUCCAUCCUUCUCUGCUCAGGCACACCCAGCUGCAAAGACACAGACAUACAGACCGUUGUCUAAAAGUGCUUCUGACAGUGGUUCUGAUGCCUUUAAGGUCUCAUCCCCUUUACCACCUCCACAUGUGCCACCUCCAGUACCACCACAUCGUAUGAGGGAAAGGUCUACAGAAAAAAACGACUGGGAUCCCCCUGACAGAAAGGUAGAUACCCGCAAGUUCCGUUCCGAACCAAGAAGUAUUUUUGAAUAUGAGCCAGGAAAGUCAUCAAUCCUUGAACAUGAAAGACCGACUGAUCGCAUAAACCCAGAUGACAUAGAUUUAGAAAAUGAACCCUGGUAUAAAUUCUUUUCAGAACUGGAGUUUGGACGUCCGCCACCUAAAAAGCUUUUGGACUAUGUUCAAGACAGUGCUUCUGGUGUUUCCAAUGAGACUUCCUUGUAUCAUCACUAUUCAACAGACAAAGGCCUGGACAGACCCUCUAGCUCUGCCAGUACCGCAAGCGACUACAGAAAAAGAAGGAAGUCAGAACCUGCUGUAAGUCACCAGAGGGUCCACGGUGAUCAGAAUGCAAACAAGCCUAGCCCGGGCCGUACAGAUAUGCAAGGCACAUAUACCACUCUUAGAAAGCCUUUAACUAGCUCGUCUCCUUCGUCUCCAUCCAGAGCAAAAGGUGGGGAUAUUAGCAAAGUAUAUCCAUCCCUUUUAAGUUAUUCAGUGCACAACCACAACACCUCAAAUGAACUAGAUUACUGUAGCACUUACAGACAACAUUUAGCUGUUCCAAAUGAUUCAAGAAGGGCAGUCAGCUACAAGAAUGGCUGGCAAAUGACUCGUCAAAACGCAGAAGUCUGGAGCAGCACAGAAGAAACUGCUUCUCCAAAGAGAAAAUCUCGUAGCUGCGACGAUCUUUUAACAGAUGACCGCGAUAGCUUUCCCGAUGCACAGGCCAAGUCUGAAAGCAUGGGCUCUCUGUUAUGUGAGGAGGACUCCAAAGAAGUGUGCUCUAUGAACUGGGCCUCCCCAUAUGCUGAGGGCCAUGGUAGUAGCAGGUCAAGAGCUCGUCACAGAUCCGCACACGAUGCCCCGGGUUUCUUAAAAAUGUACAAAAAGAUGCACCGCAUCAAUCGCAAGGACUUGAUGAAUUCUGAGGUGAUUUGUUCUGUGAAGUCCAGAAUACUGCAGUAUGAAAAAGAGCAGCACAAAGGUGUUCUUCAAGGCUGGAGAGAGUCUUCUACUGAAGAGGUGCCCAGAGACAUGGUGCCAACCAGAAUAUCUGAAUUUGAAAAACUAAUUCAGAAGUCAAAAUCGAUGCCGAACCUAGGUGACGAGAUGUUGUCCACUGUUACACUGGAGCCUCCUAAGAACGGCUUGUGCCCAAAGAGGCGAUUUUCUAUUGAAUCCUUGCUGGAAGAAGAAAAUCAAGGCAGACAUCCUACUCAGGUACAACGGAGCUACAAAUCUAAAACUCUGGUGCCAAUUCAUAUUGAAGUGACCAGUGAUGAACCACCACGAUCGCAUAUGGAUUUUUCAGACAGUGACCAAGAUGGAGUGGUUUCUGACCUCAGUGACUUUAUCCAAAUAGAGGGUUCAUCUUUUUGCAGUGAAAGUGACUUUGACCACUUUUCCUUCACAUCAUCUGAAAGCUUUUAUGGAUCAGGCCAUCACCACCAUCACCACAGGCAUCUCAUCAGCUCCUGCAAAGGACGAUGUCCAGCAUCUUACACUCGCUUCACCACCAUGCUAAAACAUGAAAGGGCUAAACAAGAAAUCCCUGAGGAUCCAAGGAGACAGGAAGCAGAGUCUGGCCUCUCUAAGAUAGCAUUCCUAGUCAGUCCAGUGCCUUUCCGGAGAAAAAAAAGUGCAGCUCCUAAAAAACAAACUGAAAAGAAAAAGUGCAAGUCAUCCGUAUUUGAAGCACUAGAUUCUGCACUUAAAGACAUCUGUGACCAAAUUAAAGCUGAGAAAAGAAGGGGAAGCUUGCCUGACAACAGUAUAUUACACAGACUUAUUACUGAGCUGCUUCCAGAUAUUCCAGAAAGGAAUUCCUCCCUUAAAGCUCUGAAAAAGAGACCAACGCACCAGCCUUUUCAUCCACUGCCUCAAGAUGGUGCUAUCCAUUGCCCACUGUACCAGAAUGAUUGUGGAAGAUUACCUCUUAGUGCCUCUUUUCCAGACAUGGAUGCAACUAACAACAAUGAUAGUGCACUGUGUUUCCAAGACCAGGAAUCUCCUGGAAGCUAUUCUUCUGCUUUCACUGAUGUGGGAAGAUGUACUCCAAGGGAGAGAAGAGGAACUACAGACAAAGAGAAACUGCCAGCUAGAGCUGUAUAUGACUUUAAAGCUCAGACUUCUAAAGAGCUGUCCUUUAAGAAAGGAGAUACUGUCUAUAUCCUCAGGAAAAUUGAUCAAAACUGGUAUGAGGGUGAGCACCAUGGAAGAGUUGGAAUAUUCCCAAUUUCUUAUGUUGAGAAGCUUUCUCCCCCAGAAAAAGCACAGCCUGCCAGGCCACCUCCCCCUGCACAGAUUGGAGAGAUUGGAGAAGCUGUUGCCAAAUACAAUUUUAGUGCAGACACAAAUGUGGAGUUAUCACUUCGAAAGGGAGACAGAGUAAUUCUUCUUAAGCGUGUUGAUCAAAACUGGUAUGAAGGUAAAAUACCAGGAACCAACAGACAAGGCAUCUUCCCUGUUUCCUAUGUAGAAGUCAUCAAAAAGAAUGCAUCAAAAAGUGUUGAUGACUACCCUGAUCCUCCAAUACCCCAAAGUGACAGAAUACACCAUUUAAGUUCAUCUAAGCCACAACGCCCUGUGCUUGCUCAUGAAAACAUACACGGUGGGGGGGAACCGUUUCAGGCUCUAUAUAACUAUACUCCUAGGAAUGAAGAUGAAUUGGAGCUCAGAGAGGGAGAUGUCAUUGAUGUGAUGGAAAAAUGUGAUGAUGGAUGGUUUGUGGGAACCUCAAGAAGAACCAAAUUCUUUGGUACUUUUCCUGGAAACUAUGUCAAGAGGCUGUGAAUUUUUUUUUUCUACUUAUUUAUGCUGCAUCUCUGCAACACAUCUGC
Molecule: messenger RNA, 3758 nt
Organism: Indicator indicator
Lineage: Eukaryota; Metazoa; Chordata; Aves; Piciformes; Indicatoridae
Gene: SORBS2
Product: sorbin and SH3 domain containing 2
Exons: 23
Coding region: 1-3711 (1236 amino acids)
Biological process (GO): Notch signaling pathway
Cellular component (GO): synapse; plasma membrane; dendrite
Molecular function (GO): protein binding
Source: RefSeq, a predicted model, not a curated record